This is a messenger RNA of Phycodurus eques (leafy seadragon), 2281 nucleotides long. It is a transcript of the gene blk, whose product is annotated as BLK proto-oncogene, Src family tyrosine kinase. The record is from RefSeq and is a predicted model, not a curated record. Gene Ontology annotation, cellular component: extrinsic component of cytoplasmic side of plasma membrane. Gene Ontology annotation, molecular function: ATP binding; signaling receptor binding; non-membrane spanning protein tyrosine kinase activity. Gene Ontology annotation, biological process: cell surface receptor protein tyrosine kinase signaling pathway; protein phosphorylation; cell differentiation. The transcript has 13 exons. Bases 52 to 1515 code for a protein of 487 amino acids. Lineage: Eukaryota; Metazoa; Chordata; Actinopteri; Syngnathiformes; Syngnathidae.
CCUUUUCCAUCCGCAGCAACAGUGAGGACGCCCGGGACGAGCUCAAGCACGAUGGGCUGCGCGUGCAGUGGCCAAGCGCUCGAUGAAAACGUCGACAAAAGAAAGAGAAGCUCGCUGGACUCCCUGGCGUCAAAUCACACAAUUUGGGGUGGAAACGCGUACUGUGAUAACGAUGACGUUGUGUUUGUGGCUCAACAUGACUUCAAGCCCACCAACCGCAGUGAACUUUCGUUCGGAAAGGGAGAUCAGUUCAAGGUGUUGCAAGAAAACGGAGACUGGUGGCUGGCUCGGUCGCUGGAAACGGGACACGAGGGUUUCAUACCGGCAAACUACGUCACCCGGGCAGACACCCUAGAGGUGGAGAAAUGGUUCUUCAAGGACCUGAGCAGGAGAGAGACGGAAAGGUUGCUCCUGGCACCUGGAAACAAACCCGGAGCCUUCCUCAUCCGGGAAAGCGAGACGUGUCACGGCUCCUUCUCGCUGUCCAUCAGAGACUUCACACCGGAAACCGCUGAUGUGGUGAAACACUACAAGAUCCGCUCUCUGGACAAAGGGGGCUACUACAUCUCCCCGUCCAGCACUUUCCCAUCCCUGCAGGAGCUGGUCAAAUACUACACAUGCGGCGCGGACGGUUUGUGCCGGCGUCUGUACGCCCCCUGCAAGAAGAAGCCCCCCCAGCAGCCGUGGGCUCCGGACGAAUGGGAGAUUCCCCGCGAGACGCUAAAACUGGUGAAGAAACUCGGGGCCGGGCAGUUUGGAGAAGUCUGGAUGGGUUACUACAAGAACACGCUGAAGAUCGCGGUGAAGACCCUGAAGGAGGGCACCAUGGAGCCGCGCGCCUUCCUGCAGGAAGCCAACCUGAUGAAGCAGCUGCAGCACGAGCGACUGGUGCGACUCCACGCCGUGGUCACCCGGGAGCCCAUUCUCAUCGUCACCGAGUUCAUGAUCAACGGAUGUCUACUGGACUUUUUAAAAACAGACGAAGGGAAAAGGCUCAGGCUUAAUAAGCUGAUAGACAUGUCAGCACAGAUAGCCGAAGGCAUGGCCUACAUCGAAAGCAAGAACUCCAUCCAUCGCGACCUCCGGGCGGCCAACAUCCUGGUCAACGAGACCUUGCACUGCAAGAUCGCCGACUUCGGCUUGGCCAGGCUGGUCGAGUCUGAAUACACGGCUCGAGAAGGCGCUAAAUUUCCCAUCAAGUGGACGGCUCCCGAGGCCAUCCGUUACGGGACCUUCAGCAUCAAGUCGGACGUGUGGUCGUUCGGGAUCCUCCUGAUGGAAAUCGUCACCUACGGAAGAAUUCCAUAUCCAGGAAUGACGAACCCGGAGGUGAUCCGCAACCUGGAGCGCUCCUUCAGGAUGUCGCGUCCGGACGGCUGCCCGGAGGAGCUCCACCGCCUCAUGACGGCCUGCUGGAAGGAGCGGCCCGAGGAGAGGCCCACCUUCGAAUUCCUGCAAAACGUCCUCCAAGACUUCUUCGUCGCCACCGAGGGGCAAUACGAGAUGCAGACGUGACUUCCCGGGAAACGCGAACGACGACGACGACCACGAGGCCAACUCUGAUUUCGUUGACGUCGCGUGGAUCGCGGACACACGCCGAGGACGUUUUACGUCAAGCGUACCCUCUCGUCCUUCGUUCGGUCAUCUGACCGGUGCUUUGAGAUACGAGUCAAAUGUAUUCCAUCACCGCGCCUGUAACUCCAAAUCCUCACAUCUCAAAUCAUCUUCACCAUUGAACGAACCAAAACGUUUUUCAUCCGUUCCGGCCUUCCCAAAAAACAACAACCAAACACGUAUAGGGAAAAUAGCACUCUGCAAUAAAUAUUGUACUUCAUUAAAACAUACAGGAAUAACGUCAUUAGAAGGACUGUAAACAAUGAAACCGUUUCUGCAUCAUGAUGAAUUCAUUGCAGCUCCUUCUGGAGUGCGCUUUUUGGCCACUGGGGGCAGUAUACUACAUUCACGCAGACAAACAAAGAUUUUCACUCAACAACUACGUGACUCAUUCAUCUGCAGUAACAUUUGUCAUUUUUCACAGAGAAUAAAGAAUAUAUGCCGGUGAGUAUUGUUAUAUUCAUGUGUUGCUGCACCGUUUGUAUUUGAGUAUCCAUUUGUUGAAGCGUUAUAACAUUGCCACACAGAUGUUAUGCCUGAGCCCGUCUAUGGCGUUUCACAUUAGCAUUGAACUAAAGUUAAUUCCACAAGGUGUCACUCUCUUUGUUUGAUGUUUAGCUUGACAGUAAACUGCAGCCGGGAGAGGCAAUCAAAAUCUUGAAGUCUC